Messenger RNA from Somion occarium, 477 nucleotides. The record is from the annotation of a GenBank genome assembly. Lineage: Eukaryota; Fungi; Basidiomycota; Agaricomycetes; Polyporales; Cerrenaceae.
AAACCGCCAACCAUAGAACAGAUGGGCCUAAUCAUUCGGCUUCUUUGCGAUGAAAGAAAUCUAUGCAAUACCGAUGGUCGAAAAGCGUGGUUGGCCUGGCAGCACAUUGGUCUGUCUCACCUAUAUGUGUGACUAUGAGCGAGAGUUGUGUGCAUACCACGCUCAGACUUGUAUAGAUGGAGAGGAUGUUUGUGAGACCUUCGUUGAAGGAAGGCUUUCCGCUGCCGUAAGGAUUUGUUCCUUCUCUGCCGCGGAGAAAUUCGUAUCCAGAAUCUCCCCUCCCAUCGCCCUCUUCAAGUUCCCUCGGACUGAACAUUUGCUUAACCUCGGUGCCGUGACCGAUGACGAUCUAGUCGCAGACCUUUGAAAUCUCACCCUGAGUCCAAGCCGUUACCCCGUUGUAAUUACUGAGAAGAACCGUUCACACUGCGAGAACUCCGCAUUUCAACAACAGUUCAAGAAACUCUAUUUGUGGAC